Canariomyces notabilis is the source of this 1140-nucleotide messenger RNA. RefSeq lists its product as uncharacterized. Lineage: Eukaryota; Fungi; Ascomycota; Sordariomycetes; Sordariales; Chaetomiaceae. The coding region runs from base 91 to 960 and encodes 289 amino acids. The record is from RefSeq and is a predicted model, not a curated record. The transcript has a single exon.
CCUGCUCCCGGAUAUCCCUCCGCUCGACAUCUUCAUCGCCUUGCCGGACCAAACUACAUACCUUCCCUCCAGCAUUACGGUUGACUCUGGAUGCCUAGGCUAGCGCAACUCUGCGCAACGGACAUGCCCUUGCCAACCAGGGCAUCUCGCGGCACAUACUGUCGCGCGCUUGGUCGCCAAGGUGUCAAGGACCCGAGCAUCUUACAUUGGCACCGGGGUCUGCACUUUGAGUUCGAGCUCGUCUUUGAGCAGAUCGUCCCAGACUCGGCAGAUAUGCCCCUGAUAAUCGUGCUUAUCUACCCCUUGGAGAGGAAGACUUUACCACUGAGUACCCUCCACGAGCUCUGGUCUGGCCUUCCCUCGAACGGCUGGCCCGAUGCAGUCAACAUCUCGUCGCUACGCUUCGUGAGGCAGAUCGAUACCGUCUACCUUGCAGAAACCCCUGGUCCUGGCGGUAAAGAGUUGACAAUCUUCAUUGGCCAUCGGCUCCCUGGAUUGGCUGUGUCACGAGAGCUCCGUUUCCUCCUCACGUCCCGCCCCAUCCGCACGUCAUGCCGCAAACCCUUGGGCAUUGUUACCAAACGUAGUGCGUUCGGCAGCAAGCAGGGCAUCGUCGGUUUCCUGCUCCGCUACCUCCCUGCUGGUUCCAUCCGCGACAUCCUUCCCGCUAAACAACGAGCCGGUACCCUGUCGAACCGCGUUACUGUGCAAGUUGAAUUGGUGCCGGCAGGUCACAAGCGCAAUCAUCCCCGGUCGUCUCUCGAAUCCGUUUCAGACCGGCGGCCAGAUACCGUCUUGCUAGAUGGGGACCGGGGUGUGGUCCUCUUAUGCGACUUUGAGCAGUGCAACGCGGCAACUGGCAUGAGUGGUGUGCACCCGAGGUCUUGUUUCGGCAGUACGGAUACACUACACCGAGAACGUCCGUGCUGCCCUCCUGCCCUUCACCGAAUUGCCUUAUGAGGACCUCAGCGUCACAAUCGUGCGGCUCCUUGCUGGCUACACCCCUGUACCGAGGCUCACCGAAAGUCCUGUGCAGGCCAUGAACUGGCCGUGGUCCCUUCUAACACCUGCUGCACAGGACAAGGUCGCUGUGUACUCGUUGAAGGUGUUCAUCUCCACCGCUUCGAGGGUCUAAGUAAU